GGGCGCACACUGCCGCAAAGCGGAAGCGCGGCGCUUAGGGGGAACCGGCGCCCGGAAGGUCAGCGUGUGAAGGAGGCGCUAGCAACGCGGGGGUUACCCGCUGUUAUUGAGGAGCAACGGCCCAGCGGACCACCUGGACUCGAGACAGCGGCGGGAACCACUCGGUUUGCUGAGAUAUCAUGGAAGGAGGCGGGGGAAGCGGCAACAAAACCACAGGGGGAUUGGCCGGCUUUUUCGGAGCCGGCGGAGCAGGUUACUCGCACGCGGAUUUGGCUGGCGUCCCGCUAACUGGUAUGAACCCUCUGUCUCCUUAUUUAAAUGUGGAUCCGCGAUACCUCGUGCAGGAUACAGAUGAGUUUAUUUUACCUACUGGAGCUAAUAAAACCCGGGGCAGAUUUGAGCUGGCCUUCUUUACGAUCGGAGGAUGUUGCAUGACAGGGGCUGCGUUUGGGGCAAUGAAUGGUCUUCGGCUAGGAUUGAAGGAAACCCAGAACAUGGCCUGGUCCAAACCAAGAAAUGUACAGAUUUUGAAUAUGGUGACUAGGCAAGGGGCACUUUGGGCUAAUACUCUAGGUUCUCUGGCUUUGCUCUAUAGUGCAUUUGGUGUCAUCAUUGAGAAAACACGAGGUGCAGAAGAUGACCUUAACACAGUAGCGGCUGGAACUAUGACAGGCAUGUUGUAUAAAUGUACAGAGAUGGAGUCUCACUGUGUUGCCCCGGCU
This is a messenger RNA of Mandrillus leucophaeus (drill), 722 nucleotides long. RefSeq names its product translocase of inner mitochondrial membrane 23 homolog B (yeast) (gene TIMM23B). Gene Ontology annotation, cellular component: mitochondrial inner membrane; TIM23 mitochondrial import inner membrane translocase complex. Lineage: Eukaryota; Metazoa; Chordata; Mammalia; Primates; Cercopithecidae. The record is from RefSeq and is a predicted model, not a curated record. The annotation marks the transcript as partial. Gene Ontology annotation, biological process: protein import into mitochondrial matrix. The transcript has 7 exons. Gene Ontology annotation, molecular function: transmembrane protein transporter activity.